GAAUGGAAGAAGAAAAACGCGUAUUCUGAAAAAGAAACCAGCCACCUCAAUCUUUUCUCUCUUCACCGCUUCUCUCUCUCUGAUAAUUUUUUCCCCAAUUUCACAAGCAGCGAAAAUUAGGGUUAGGGUUUUCCGAAAACCCUUUCGUUUCGCUCGCUGCAACUGAAAGGGUUCUCACAAGCUCUCUGCGAUGUUUUCUUCUUCCUCAGUCAUCAAAUGGAGGUUCCACCACAAGCCCAUGACGCUCCUGCGGCUAUGCACACUCUCUUUGCUUCUCCUCUUCCUUUCGCUCGACGGCGUCGUUUCCUCGGAUUCCGACAAAUCAGUGCUCCUCCAGCUCAAGCACUCGCUCUCCGACCCUUCGGGCCUGCUUGCCACGUGGCAGCCUUCCACUCCCAACCACUGCGAGUGGUCCGGCGUGCUCUGCGACGACUCCGCCGCGCGCCGCCGCGUCGUGGCGAUCAACGUCACCGGAAACGGAGGUAACCGGAAACCCCCUCCCCUGUGCUCCGAUUUUGCUGAAUUUCCCCUCUACGGGUUCGGAAUCAGAAGGAGCUGCGAGGGUUUGGGUGGUGCAUUGUUCGGGAAAGUUUCCCCUCUUUUAGGUAAACUCACCGAGCUUAGGGUUUUGUCCCUUCCCUUCAACGGCCUCGAGGGCGAGGUUCCGGAGGAAAUUUGGGCCAUGGAGAAGCUGGAGGUGCUUGAUCUCGAGGGGAAUUUGAUAAGUGGGGUUCUCCCUGUGAAGUUGAAAAAUCUGAGGGUUCUUAAUCUAGGGUUUAAUAGGGUUGUUGGCGAGAUUCCGAGUUCGUGGUCUAGUGUUAAGAGUUUGGAGGUUUUGAAUUUGGCUGGGAAUGGGAUUAACGGGUCUGUUCCGAGUUUUGUGGGGAGGUUGCGAGCGGUGUAUUUAUCUUUUAACUUGCUGGGUGGGGCUAUUCCUUCGGAGAUCGGAGAACAUUGUGGUGGGAGGUUGGAGCAUCUUGAUUUGUCUGGCAAUUUGCUUGUUGGGGGGAUUCCGGGGAGUUUGGGGAAUUGUAGUGAGUUGAGGACGGUUUUGUUGUAUUCCAAUGUGUUGGAGGAUGUUAUUCCGGGUGAGCUUGGGAGGCUUAGGAAUCUUGAGGUGUUGGAUGUGUCGAGGAACACGCUUGGCGGGCCGGUGCCGAGGGAGCUUGGCAAUUGUUCUGAGUUGUCUGUGCUGGUUUUGUCUAAUCUUUUCAGUCCGAUUCCGGAUGUGAAUGGUACCGUGAGGGACUUGGGGGCGGAGCAGAUGGUUUCGAUGAAUAGUGAUGAGUUUAAUUACUUCGAAGGUACGGUUCCGGUGGAGAUUAUGAGCCUUCCUAAGCUGAGAGUCCUGUGGGCGCCCAGGGCGAAUAUGGAAGGCAGUUUAAUGAGCAGUUGGGGGACGUGUGGUAACUUGGAGAUGCUCAAUUUGGCUCAGAAUGAUUUCAAUGGGGAUUUUCCUAAUCAGAUUAGUAGCUGCAAGAGGCUCCAUUUUCUUGAUUUGAGCUCGAAUAACCUUACUGGUGAGCUGGCUAAAGAACUUCCUGUGCCUUGUAUGACUGUGUUUGAUGUUAGUGGGAAUGUAUUGUCUGGCAAGAUUCCUGAAUUCUCUAUUGGUGCUUGUCCGUCCCUUCCUUCCUGGAGCGGAAAUCUGUUUGAAAAUGACGAUCGAGCCCUUCCAUACAAAUCCUUUUUUAUGUCUAAGGUUCUUGGAGGGCCCCUUUUGUCAGCCGUAGGAGAAGUUGGCCGUUUCGUUUUUCACAACUUUGGCCAGAACAACUUUGCUGGCAUGGAGUCAUUGCCGAUAGCACGUGACAGGCUGGGGAAGGGGUUGGUUUACGUAAUCCUCGUUGGAGAAAACAAGUUGCCAGGACCGUUUCCUACUAAUUUAUUUGAGAAAUGUGAUGGGUUAAAGGCGCUGCUUUUGAAUGUCAGUUAUACUAUGUUAUCUGGUCAGAUUCCUUCCAAGUUUGGUAGAUUGUGCGGGUCAUUGAAAUUAUUGGAUGCAUCUGGUAAUCAGAUUACAGGGCCAAUCCCCGCUGGUUUGGGGGAUAUGAUCUCUCUUGUUUCUCUGAACCUAAGUCGGAACCAUUUACAAGGUCAGAUUCCCAUCAGCCUUGGCCAGUUGAAGGAUCUGAAGUUUCUCUCUUUGGCUGACAAUAACUUAAGUGGCUCCAUCCCUACCAGCCUUGGGCAAUUGUACUCUUUACAAGUCCUGGACCUUUCUUCAAAUUCUCUUACUGGUGAAAUCCCAAAAGGUAUUGAGAACUUAAGAGAUCUGACUGAUAUUUUGCUCAAUAAUAACAAACUUUCUGGACAGAUUCCUGCUGGUUUGGCAAAUGUCAGUACACUGUCAGCAUUCAAUGUGUCGUUCAAUAACUUAUCUGGAUCCUUGCCUUCAAAUAGUAACUCAAUAAAAUGCAGCAGUGCUGUUGGGAAUCCAUUUUUGCGCUCUUGCAAUGAAGUUUCUUUAACUGUGCCAUCAUCAGACCAAGGGCUGGUUGAUAAUUCUAGUUCUUAUACUGCUGCACCACCAGAAGCUACGAGCAAGAAGGGUGGGAAUGGUUUCAAUUCUAUUGAAAUAGCAUCUAUAACUUCUGCAUCAGCCAUUGUUUCUGUUCUUCUAGCCCUGAUCAUCCUUUUUAUUUAUACACGGAAGUGGAACCCUAAGUCCAGGGUUGUUGGGUCUACAAGAAAAGAAGUUACAGUGUUUACUGAUAUUGGGGUUCCAUUGACAUUUGAAAAUGUUGUCCGUGCCACAGGAAAUUUCAAUGCUGGCAACUGCAUUGGGAAUGGGGGAUUUGGAGCAACCUAUAAGGCUGAGAUAGUACCUGGAAACCUAGUGGCAAUAAAACGUCUUGCAGUUGGACGAUUCCAGGGUGUUCAACAAUUCCAUGCAGAGAUUAAGACCCUCGGAAGGCUUCGCCAUCCAAAUCUCGUCACUUUGAUUGGUUAUCAUGCCAGUGAGACAGAGAUGUUUCUCAUAUACAACUAUUUGCCAGGUGGUAAUCUGGAGAAGUUUAUUCAAGAGAGGUCCUCCAGGGCUGUGGAUUGGAGGAUUCUUCACAAGAUUGCAUUGGAUAUAGCUCGUGCACUUGCAUACCUGCACGAUCAGUGUGUACCUCGUGUUCUUCAUCGUGAUGUCAAGCCCAGUAAUAUCUUGCUAGAUGAUGAUUAUAAUGCUUAUCUAUCUGACUUUGGAUUGGCUAGACUUCUGGGAACCUCAGAAACUCAUGCUACCACUGGCGUAGCAGGAACAUUUGGCUAUGUUGCUCCUGAAUAUGCCAUGACUUGUCGUGUUUCCGACAAGGCUGAUGUGUAUAGCUAUGGUGUAGUGCUUCUGGAGUUGCUCUCAGACAAGAAGGCAUUGGAUCCUUCAUUUUCUUCAUUUGGGAAUGGCUUUAACAUAGUAGCAUGGGCAUGCAUGCUACUGCGACAAGGCCAGGCAAAGGACUUCUUCGCCGCCGGCUUAUGGGAUGCUGGACCUGAAGAUGAUUUGGUAGAGGUCCUACACUUGGCUGUUGGUUGCACGGUUGACUCUCUCUCAACCAGACCUUCAAUGAAACAUGUUGUGCGGCGGCUGAAGCAACUUCAACCCCCAUCAUGCUAGCCAUUCGAUCAUCCUGAUGAGGCUGUGAUAGUUUGAUUGACAUAGUAAUCUUAGAAAUAUUGUAAUUUGUGAUUUAGCAUCGAGUCCUUUUUUGUGGGACUGCUCUUAGGUUGAGUUGGAAAUUGUACUUAAUCCCCUUCCCCCUCCUUCCCUGUACAUUGUAAUAUAGUUGUGCCCCCAAUUUUCGAUGCUCCUUUCCUGAUUAGGUUAGGGGGCUUGGUGAUGUUUCUGCAGAAGAAUGCAGAGAAUUUGAUGUCCAAUGCCAUACUUGUCUAUUCCAGUUUGAUUUGUUCAAUAAAAUCAUAGAAUAGAAUCAAGUUUUCGGAAAGAAGUCUUUAUUGCUUUCUCCUGGUGAUGUUUUAUUUUAUUUGGUUGAUGAUGUUUUUGAAGAAAAAAAAUGUCUACUAGUCCCUGCAAGCAGUGUGUAUUUUUGGGUAUAAUGGUGGUAACGAGGUUUGAGUUUAUU
This is a messenger RNA of Cajanus cajan (pigeon pea), 4073 nucleotides long. Lineage: Eukaryota; Viridiplantae; Streptophyta; Magnoliopsida; Fabales; Fabaceae. The record is from RefSeq and is a predicted model, not a curated record.